CAAAAAACAAACCCAAAGGCAGCCCUUUUUGCGCGCAGCAGCCCGCCCACCAAAAGAUUAUUUAGGGAGGCUAGAAUUGCAGGGAAACACAAUGAAGCGCGGCGUCGACGGCGCCGCGCGCAACACCAGAGGGAGAAGCAAAAGACAGCCGCCGCAGCAGAGCUGGUCCACGCCCACGAACGGCCAAGCCCCCGCGGCGGCCCCUAGACGUUUUUUCCCCCCGACGCCCGCGACGAACGACCUCCCCACGCAAAACUGCGCGGACCCCUGGACGGAAGAGGAGGACGCGGUAUUGCGGGAGGGCGUCUUGCGCUUCGGGACGGGCGACUGGUCGAAGGUCGCGAGGCACUUGUUACCACCAAUAAACGGAGGACCCCAAAAAAGGACGCCAGACGACUGUCAAGCCAGGUGGGACGCCGCCGUGCGCCACGCCGCCGUCAAGGGGCCCUGGCUGCCCGAGGAGGACAAUUUGUUGAGGCAAUUAGUGGCCAAGUUCGGCCCGAAGCGCUGGGCUCUGAUUGCCAGUCACAUCCCGGGGAGGGCGGGCAAGCAGUGUCGCGAGAGAUGGUUGAAUCAUCUCGACUCGAGAGUCGUGAAGUCGGACUGGACCCCGGACGAGGACGCCAUAUUACUCGAUGCCCAACAAAGGGUCGGCAACAAGUGGUCCGAGAUCGCGCGCGGUUUGCCCGGAAGAGCCGAGAACGCCGUGAAAAAUAGGUUCAAUUCAUUGAUAACAAAAAGACUGACACAUGGUUUAGAAGCCCAAGCUAGACGACGCGACCGCCAGUCCGAGAGUAGGGGAGAAGCUGAUGCGGCCGAAGCUAGACGGUUAGGUGAGCGGUCCGCCAAAGAACUACUGCAGCUCAUGUUCCGGCGCAUGGGCGAGACGCGGCACGUCCAACACCGGACGCCGCCGCUAGCUGGGCAGAUUGGUGGAUCAAUGGCAAAAUUAACGUUAAAUCCCGAUGGUCGAAGGACGCGACAGUCGUCCGGCGCGCAGCAGGCCGCGGCCGUGGUCAGUGACGUCGCCCAGGCGGAACUGCGAGGGUUAUUAGUGGCAGCGAGGACGUGGUCUCGAGAGAGUUCACGACAGAGAUUCCUCGGGUCCGUGGCGUUCAAGCGCGACGAGUGGGACGCGCUCGAGAAGCGGGCCGAAAGAAAGGCGCAAACGGAGCCGGGUCUCGUCGCGCAGAUGGCCGAGGCCGCGGCCGCUUGUUUGGGUGGGGCUUUGUUAGCCCCGCCUUCACCGAAGGCGGCCCCACAACGGAACAUCUGCGACUCGCCGCGCGGUGGUGACGAGCGACGACGGCGCGUCCGGAGACCUCGGCGACGGGGUCAAGAGGAGCCACCGCCCCAGGACGACGGGCUGGCGAUGCGCCUGUCGGCUACUUUAUGCUCUUUAUCUUUAGAUGAUGCGUCGUGGCUCGGGGACGUGAUCGAUACGUCCUUCGACGGCGUAGAGAGAUCAAGAGCUUCAAGAGAUUGGGCGAAAGGACCCGCGAACAAUUUCCCGAGGAACCGGGGCCGGCCGCCGCUCGCGCCGCCGCCGCCGACGAUGUCGACCUCCUCAGCCGGCCUCAAGUUGAGUGCAUCGAUUGACGACUGGGGCGGCACGUUGGUAGGGGCGUCUGUGGAUCAAAGGCCUAUAACAGGAAUCAGCCCCGCGUCGGAAGCGCGCGUCGCAACCACUCUACAAGAGAUGAGCGCGCGGCCCGACCCGACGCCGUCGACGCAGCCGGCGUCGGACGCGUCCAUGUCCUUGGACCAGGUGGACUGGGAUUUGAUCCUCAAGGCGACGGGCUCGACGCCCGGCGGGCGGACGCGGCGCGGCGCGGCGCCGAUCGACUUCGACCCGGCGCCUCGACCAGCGACGGCGCCCGAGGACCUCACGCCGCGCGCCCGCGAACUGCUGGCGAAGAGCCGCCAGGCGUGAGUCCCCCUUCCUUCGGCGCCGGCGCUAAGAAUUUGAUACAUC
Pelagomonas calceolata is the source of this 1975-nucleotide messenger RNA. The record is from the annotation of a GenBank genome assembly. Lineage: Eukaryota; Pelagophyceae; Pelagomonadales; Pelagomonadaceae.